GAUCCGAGUUGUUGAGCAGUGACUGAUCUUCUUCUCUCUUCCACACCUGCCUCUGCAAAAAAAAAAAAAACACUAAAAGUCUAAAUAUUCAUGCUUGCAAUUGUUGAGCUCUAAUUUCCCAGCAACAGUCGUCAAAGGGAAACAUUAUAUACAUCUCUGUACUAAUCCAUCCAUCCAUCGAUCAUGGUGACGGUGGUCUCCUCUUUUUCCUCCGUCCAAUCACCGCCGCAGAAUCAAGUAUUCUUAAACUUUCGAGGGAAACAGUUGCGAUACGGCUUCGUCAGCCAUCUGGAGAAGGCGUUGAGAAGAGAUGGGAUCAACGUCUUUAUCGACAAAAACGAAACCAAAGGCAAAGAUCUCAAAUCGAGGAUCGCGCUCGCCAUCUUCUCGAGCAUGUAUACGGAAUCAAAGUGGUGCUUGAACGAGCUGGAGAAGAUCAAGGAGUGCGUUGUUGUGGUCAUCCCCAUCUUCUACAAGGUGGACACAGACGAUGUGAAAAAUCUGAAUGGAGUGUUCGGUGACAAGUUUUGGGAAUUGGCUAAGACUUGCAAAGGUGAAAAGUUAGAAAAGUGGAGAGAAGCUUUACAGAAUAUUCCACAAAAACUAGGAUUCACGUUAGGCGAAACGAGCGAUGAAGGCGACUACAUCAAUCAAAUUGUAGGGGAAGUCAUAAAGGUGUUAUCUUCUGAUCCGGAAAGACAUAUCCCCAUUGAUAAUCAUCCUUGUUCUGGAGCAGAGAAAACGCCUGAAGCUGCACCUGACUUGCCCCCUCCUCUGUUUGGCAUCGAAAAUCGUCUCACUCAAUUGGAAAUGAAGUCAGAUUUUGAGUGCGAGAGUACUGUUACGAUUGGUGUUGUUGGUAUGCCUGGAAUUGGUAAGACCACAUUGACAAAGAUGCUGUAUGAAAAGUGGCGAGGCGAGUUCCUACGCUGUGUUUUUCUUCACCAUGUCCGUAAAUUGUGGAAAGACUGCAAGAUGAAUCGGGACAUUUUCAUGAGAGAGUUGUUGAAGGAUGAUGACGUGAAACAACAAGUCUCUGACCUGUCACCUGAAUCUUUGAAGGCUCUCCUGCUCAGUAAGAAGUCUCUUGUUGUUCUUGAUAACGUGAGUGACAAGAGUCAGAUAGAGACUCUUCUCGGCGAAUGCGACUGGAUUAAGAGAGGUAGCAGGAUCUUUAUCACGACUAGCGAUAAGUCAGUGAUCGAAGGGGUGGUUGAUGACACAUAUGAGGUCCUGAGACUAUCUGGCAGAGACAGCUUUCAGUACUUCAGCUAUUUUGCGUUUAGUGGUAAGCUCUGUCCUCCGGAGGAUAAUUUUUUGAAUCUCUCUAGAUUGUUUGUGGACUAUGCCAAAGGCAAUCCAUUAGCUCUCAAGAUAUUGGGUGUUGAGCUUAGUGAGAAAGACGAGACUCACUGGGAAGAGACACUUCGCGAGCUGGCACGAAGUCCCAAUAAGACUAUACAAAGUGUCUUGCAUAUAAGCUACAAUGGACUCGGUCAGCUUCAUAAAGAUGUGUUUCUUGACGUAGCUUGUUUCUUUAGAUCAGGGGAUGAGAAUUACGUGAGGUGUCUGGUGGAGUCAUGUGACACUGAUCUUCUUGAUGCUGCGAGUGAGAUAAAGGAUCUUGCCAGUAAAUUUUUGAUAAACAUUUCUGGCGGACGAGUGGAGAUGCAUGAUUUACUGUAUACAUUUGGCAAGGAACUUGGUUCGAAAGGGUCACGGAGGCUGUGGAACCAUAAAGGCGUUGUUGGUGCGCUGAAGAAAAGAACUGAAGCAGGGAGGGGCAUUUUUCUUGACAUGUCUGAACUGAAGGAGAAGCUUCCUUUGGACAGAUGUACUUUCACUGAGAUGCGUAAUCUUAGGUACCUCAAAUUCUAUAGUUCUCGUUGUCAUAGAGAAUGCGAAGCUGACUGAAAACUAAACUUCCCUGAGGGACUUGAUUUUCCGUUGGAUGAAGUAAGAUAUCUCUUUUGGCUGAAAUUCCCUUUGAAGAAACUUCCGAAAGACUUCAACCCCAGGAAUCUUACCGACCUUAACCUGUCUUUCAGCGAGAUUGAAGAGGUUUGGGAAGGUGUUAAGGAUACACCGAAGUUAAAGUGGGUUGAUCUUAGCCACUCAAGCAAGUUAUGCAAUCUGACAGGGUUGCUAAAUGCUGAAAGCCUCCAGAGAUUGAAUCUCGAAGGGUGCAUGAGUUUGGAGGAGUUGCCUCGUGAGAUGAAACGUAUGAAAAGUCUUGUUUUCCUCAACAUGAGAGGAUGCACGAGUCUCCGGGUUCUUCCGCAUAUGAAUCUGAUCUCUAUGAAAACUCUCAUCCUCACCAACUGCUCAAGCCUUCAGACAUUCCAGAUGGUUUCGACUAAUCUAGAAAAUUUACACUUAGAUGGAACUGCCAUUGGUCAACUUCCUACAAACAUGUGGAAGCUCCAGAGACUGAUUGUAUUGAACUUGAAAGACUGCAAAAUGUUGGUGGCCGUUCCAGAAUGCCUGGGAAAGCUGAAAGCUCUGCAAGAACUGGUGCUUUCUGGUUGUUCAGAGCUCAAGACUUUUCCAAUUCGCAUUGAAAACAUGAAAUCCUUGCAGAUUUUAUUGCUUGAUGGGACAUCAAUUACAGACAUGCCCAAGAUAUUGCAGUUGAAUAGCUCAAAAGUGGAAGACUUGCCUGAACUAAGACGUGGUAUGGACGGCAUAUCCUCAUUGCAGCGUCUAUGCUUAAGCAUGAAUGAUAUGAUCACCAACUUGCGAAUCGACAUCAGUGUACUAUGUCAUCUGAAACUGCUUGACCUGAAAUUCUGCAAGAAUCUCACUUCAAUUCCACUGCUUCCACCAAAUCUAGAAAUCUUAGAUGCACAUGGCUGUGGCAAACUGAAGACACUGGCAAUGCCGAUGGCCAUUCAUAAGCAUAUGGAGAAGGUUCACUCUAAGUUCAUUUUCACCAACUGCAAGAGUCUUGAACAAGCUGCAAAGAAUAGCAUCACAACGUAUGCUCAAAAGAAAAGCCAGCUAGAUGCGCUUAGAUGUUAUAAAGAGGGACAUGCUUCAGAAGCUUUAUUCAUUACUUCCUUUCCAGGGAGUGAAGUACCUUCAUGGUUUGACCAUCGCAUGAUUGGAUCAACAUUAAAGCUGAAGUUUCCACCACAUUGGUGUGACAACAGACUUUCAACAAUAGUUCUAUGCGCUGUUGUUGCAUUCCAAAAUGAGAUCAACAGUUUCUCAAUAGAAUGCACUUGUGAGUUCAAAAACGAACUUGGAACAUGUACACGUUUCAGCAGCAUUCUUGGUGGAGGUUGGAUUGAACCACGCAAGAUUGAUUCAGACCAUGUGUUUAUCGGUUACACCAGUUGCUCCCACUUAACAAAACAUGUAGAAGGUUCGCAAGGACAUCAGAAAUGUGUUCCUACCGAGGCGUCAAUAAAAUUCAAAGUGAUAGAUGGAUCUGGUGAGAUUAUGAAUUGUGGUUUAAGUUUGGUGUACGAGGAAUCAAACCAUGUCGUUAUUGAAGGAGACAGUAAUGGAACUUCUUCAGGAAGAGCUUUAUCAGUUGUAGAGAGUACAAUGAGCUCUGCUACUCGGCUUCUGUCCGUUGUUUUGAGGUAUUUGUGGCUAGGUGUUGUGUUCUUUUCGGUUUUUGGGUUUGCUAGAUUUUAUUUUCACAAGAUAAGUUGUAUUUUUGGGGUCACCACUCAAUGACUAGUUUCUGUUUUGUAUAUGUAACAUAAAAAUUAUAUUUUUGAAAUUACUAAAUUUUAAUUUACAACCUAUUUUAAUU
Brassica napus (rape) is the source of this 3766-nucleotide messenger RNA. Its product is annotated as disease resistance-like protein CSA1. Gene Ontology annotation, molecular function: ADP binding. NCBI's taxonomy places the organism in Eukaryota, Viridiplantae, Streptophyta, Magnoliopsida, Brassicales, Brassicaceae. Gene Ontology annotation, biological process: signal transduction; defense response. The record is from RefSeq and is a predicted model, not a curated record.